Molecule: messenger RNA, 2079 nt
Organism: Musa acuminata AAA Group (dessert banana)
Lineage: Eukaryota; Viridiplantae; Streptophyta; Magnoliopsida; Zingiberales; Musaceae
Product: receptor-like protein EIX1
Exons: 2
Coding region: 1-2079 (692 amino acids)
Molecular function (GO): protein binding
Source: RefSeq, a predicted model, not a curated record
AUGGCUGCGGCUGGUAGCGGUAGUUUCCAGUUCGGACGUAUUGCCUCGAAGCGUCUCAUGAUGCUCGUGGCCUUACUUCUCGUCUCCUGCUGUCUCGGCCAUGGAUUCGGCGAUGAGGAUCAUGUCGAGGUGGAGGGAAUCAGCAGCAGUUGCAUGGAGAGCGAGAGGAGAGCUCUCCUCGCCAUCAAAUCCGAUAUGUACGACCCCGGCGACAGGUUUUCUUCUUGGACCGGCAAAGACUGCUGUGGGUGGAUAGGUGUGGCCUGCGACAACACCACCGGCCAUGUCACCAAGCUCGACCUCCGCUACCCCUACACAUACACAUACACAUACGAUAUGUGGGAUGUGUUUUACGAUGUGGAAACAAUAGGCGCCAGCAAGGUAAAUCCAUCUUUGCAAGAACUGAAGUACUUGAAGUAUUUGGAUUUGAGCAUGAAUAACUUCUCCCACGCCCCUGUGCCUCGUGUGAUUGCUUCACUAGUCCACUUGGAAUAUCUCAUUCUAUCUUAUGCCAUGUUCUAUGGACUAGUUCCUCCUCAGUUGGGGAACCUCUCCAACCUAUACCAUCUCGAUCUUGGGGGAUUGUUUCUACACGUUGACAAUCUCGAUUGGCUCUCCCGUAUUCCUUCUCUAAAAUAUCUUGACAUGAGUUAUGUCAACCUCUCCAAAGCAACCAAUUGGUUCUACAUAAUUAAUUCUAUUCCCACACUCGAAGUGCUGCAUUUGAGCUAUGCAGACCUGCCAUGUGUUCCAUCUCCUUUGCCCCCUUUUAAUCUGACAACCAUCGCCACGUUGGAUCUGUCUUGGAAUUCCAACAUCACGUCUGCCAUGCUAAGAUGGCUUUCUAACGCCACCAGCCUCGAGAACCUUCUUCUUUCUGGCUGUGGGAGUCUCACUAUCGAGUCGGUACAAGUUGCUCUAGGAGAUCUCAGUAAUCUGAAGGAGUUGGAUUUGUCAUUCAACUCCCUUGAAGGAGAAAUUCGUGAAAUUCUGAACAAUGUCAGUAGCAGCAGUGGCCUGAAGCACUUGGAUUUGAGAUCGAAUCAAUUAUCUGGAGAUAUUCCUCCAGGGAGCCUUAGAGACCUGGAGUACCUGGACUUAUCAGCGAAUUCUAUUGUCGACGUGCAUAUCUUAGCUUCUCUGGGGAAUCUCACAAACUUGCGACAUUUAGACUUGGGGUACAAUUUGAUCAGCGGAGAAAUUCCACCGACCGUGGGAGAUUCUGUCCGAUUGGAGUACCUAGAUUUGUCCAAUAAUGGCAUCAACGGAAAAAUACCACAGGCCAUCGGCAACCUCACUAAUUUGGUUUUGGAUCUUUCUUCCAACAAGUUCUUUGGUAGCCUACCAUCAUCUCUAGGAAAUUUCAAUGCCAUGGUUGAGGUACAAAAUGAUACCAGGCCAUUGCUCCAAGGUAACUAUACUUAUAUCGAGAGCAGCUUAUUAACAACGAAAGGAUCAAUGGUCGAUUACACAACCAUUCUCUCGCUGGUGACAAGUAUAGACUUGUCAAAUAAUCAUCUCUCUGGUGAAAUCCCAAAAGAACUGACCAAGCUUCUCGGAUUGCGCUUCCUAAACUUGUCCAACAAUCAUUUGACGGGGAGGAUUCCAGAAAAGAUGGGUGACAUGAAACAGCUUGAAUCACUUGACUUAUCGGUGAACAAUCUCACAGGGGAGAUACCUCCAAGCUUUUCUGCUAUGAGUUUUCUGGCCCGUUUGAAUCUGUCUUAUAACAACUUAUCAGGAAAAAUACCCACAAGUAGUCAAUUGUCGACCUUUGACUCAUGGACAUAUGUGGGUAACGAAGACCUUUGCGGUACGCCACUGCCAGAUUGCCCUGUUUAUCAAACUCCACCUGAUGCCAGAGUUAAAGAUGAUGAGAAGCUCGACAAAUUAUUGGAGUACACCAGUAUUGUGGUUGGAUUUGUGGUUGGCUUUUGGCUGUUUAUUGGCACGCUCAUCAUGAAGCAGGCCAUCAGAUUCGCUUUCUUCCGAUGGAUCGACAAGGCCAACGACUGGAUCUAUGUCCAGUUUGCAGUAAAGCUUGCGAAGCUCAAAUCCAAAUGGCAAACAAUGACAUGA